GAGCCGCACGAUUGUCGCGCGCCGCCAUGGCUUCUGCGCCAACGGAGGAGGCCACCGACGACGGCGACAAGGGCAUCUACGAGGCCGUCUCCAAGGUGCUGGAGGGGUAUGACUGGACCCUAGUGCCCAUGCUCAACAGAGCGUCGGGGCGGGGCCGGUCGCACGUGAAGCGUCCCAUGAACGCCUUCAUGGUAUGGGCGCAGGCGGCCAGGAAGAAGCUGGCAGACCAGUACCCGCAGCUGCACAACGCUGAACUCAGCAAGACGCUCGGCAAACUGUGGAGGCUCCUGAGUGACGCCGACAAGCGGCCGUUCAUCGAGGAGGCCGAGAAGCUUCGGCGUCAGCACAAGAAGGACCACCCCGACUACAAGUACCAGCCACGCCGUAGGAAGGCACUGAAGGGUCCCACCGGCGCCGCCAGCCAGCAGGGCAACACAGUCGUCUUCAACAGCAGUCGCCAGCUCGGCGAUGGUGCGGAAGCCGCUCGGCUGCUGUCAUCGCAGGGUCAGGGGCAAGGUCACGGUCCCCCCACCCCGCCAACUACGCCACAGGGGGAGCUGAUGAGGGACAACAAGCAGGCCAUGGGUUUCUUGCAGGGCAGCGGCGGGCUGGGCUGUUACCCGCAGCGGGCUGCCGGUCUGACCCGAGGUCAGUGCACGGCCGCCUCGGCGCCGGCCGCCUGCGCCGCCCUCGGCCGCUCCGUCAUGGGUCAGCCCUCGCCGGAGGACACGGCCAAGCCGAUGGCCUGCGACGGCUUCUAUAACCAGGCGGCGUUCAAGCCGGAGGAGGAGCGCCUCUACAGAAGUCACGAGGAGCGAGUGUACCGUGGCCAGCCGUUCGGUGGUCAGCUGAUUGCGCCAUCAGCUGGCUACUCGGCCGAGAACAUGGCGUACUACCAGAAUUUAUAUCAGUACCCCAGCCAGAGGCCGUACGACGCCAACGACCCGUGGACAUUUAUGUAG
Pollicipes pollicipes is the source of this 962-nucleotide messenger RNA. Its product is annotated as transcription factor SOX-10. Gene Ontology annotation, biological process: regulation of transcription by RNA polymerase II. Bases 27 to 962 code for a protein of 311 amino acids. The transcript has 6 exons. Gene Ontology annotation, molecular function: DNA-binding transcription factor activity, RNA polymerase II-specific; RNA polymerase II cis-regulatory region sequence-specific DNA binding. The record is from RefSeq and is a predicted model, not a curated record. Gene Ontology annotation, cellular component: nucleus. Lineage: Eukaryota; Metazoa; Arthropoda; Thecostraca; Pollicipedomorpha; Pollicipedidae.